Messenger RNA from Nycticebus coucang (slow loris), 1288 nucleotides. Its product is annotated as lysozyme C-like. Gene Ontology annotation, biological process: defense response to Gram-positive bacterium; defense response to Gram-negative bacterium. Gene Ontology annotation, molecular function: lysozyme activity. Lineage: Eukaryota; Metazoa; Chordata; Mammalia; Primates; Lorisidae. The record is from RefSeq and is a predicted model, not a curated record. The transcript has 5 exons. Bases 338 to 934 code for a protein of 198 amino acids.
UUAUUUCAGAAAUGACCAUUAAGAAGUAGAUGCCCAGAUGCAAAAGUGAUGAAACAAUCCAUUUGUCAUAACGUAAGAUGCAGCUGUGGCGUUCCAACCAGAUUAGAACAAAAUUGUAUCUGUUUUUCUCAGAAGAGAAUUCCAUAAGGUUAAUUCUUAGGAAAUCAGCAAGUCUACAGAUAGAUGCCCUUUCAGUGAAUCAAUAAACAGUUCCUGCUUUGCACACAACUCAAAGAGGGAGCCCCCAUACGGCGAGGAGAAGAAGGAAGUUCAAAGCUGUUAAAUACUGGGGCAGCCGCUGCCCUGCUCAGCCUGACUGUCCAGCUGUCCAGCCAACAUGAAGACUCUCCUUCUUCUGGGCCUUGUCCUUCUCUCUGUCCCGGCCCAGGGCAAGGUCUUUGAAAGGUGUGAGCUUGCCAGAACCCUGAAACGAAUGGGAAUGGAUGGCUACAGGGGCAACAGCCUGGCAAACUGGGUGUGUCUAGCCAAAUGGGAGAGCAGCUACAACACACUAGCGACCAACUACAAUGCAGAAGACCGGAGCACUGACUAUGGGAUCUUCCAGAUCAACAGCCGCUACUGGUGCAACGAUGAAAGAACCCCGGGAGCGGUCAAUGCCUGUGGCAUAUCCUGCAAUGCUUUGCUACAGGAUGACAUCACUCAGGCGGUAGACUGUGCUAAGAGAGUUGUCAGGGACCCACAAGGCAUCAGAGCAUGGUAUGUUUUAAGUGUUAAACGGGAAAAUGACUCUAUUGUUGAUAUUGGCCAUGACAGAAGACUUUCAAAGACAAACAUGCUACUGAGAGCUGAAAAUUGCAUCUUUUGGUUUAUGCUAAAUCAGCAGUUCUCAACCUGUGGGUCGCGACCCCUUUGUAACAAUGAAAAUACAUUAGGCAUUAGGACGGUGGAGAACCACUGUGCUAAAAAUCCUUGAAGAAACAGUUACCGUAACUGAUUCAGAAUGUUACUCUUUUAUUACUCCUCAAUUUAUUUAAGAGAUUUCUAGAGCUUUUAUGAUUCUUCACACUUGAUCCAUUCUUGAAGCUAUGUGUAGAAUAAGCAAAUAUUGAGUGCCCUUUGCAGGUGCUACUGAGGGUUGCAUGCUACUUAAUCUUACAUGCAGCACUCUAUGCUCCGCUGAGUGUGCCGAGGAGGAGUGAACUAUUUCAGGUGAAGUAUUUUAGAUACUUUCAUUGAAUAAAUGGCUACACCUGGGUCUAUCGGUAGCCUGUUUUUUUAUUUUUUUUUUAAUUUUUUUUUGUAGAGACAGAGUCUCACUUUAUGGCCU